Molecule: messenger RNA, 2976 nt
Organism: Owenia fusiformis
Lineage: Eukaryota; Metazoa; Annelida; Polychaeta; Sabellida; Oweniidae
Source: the annotation of a GenBank genome assembly
UUUGUGUUUGUCUGGAGAUGUUCGUUUUUUGAAAGGGAAUAAAAUCGAAAUAUUUAAGUGAGUUUGAGGAAGAAUAAGAUCCAAAAAUGAACAAAUAUUAGAAUAAGUAUGCAAUACAACUAAUUAAGACAAUAGAUAUAUGCAUAUGCCCUGAAUAUAGUCUAGAGAGUGGUAGAAAGGUAACAUCUGAUCUUGCAGAAUUACAUAUUUGCUGACAUAACUAGAGAGAACUCUGCUGAGAGGUAGGAGAUAGUGACAGAUAGUGAGAGUUAGGAAGCAAAUCUGAGAUAACAGAAUCCACAUGGCCAAGCAGAGAAACUGAAACUAUAACCAUCAAUAUUGGAUAUAGCAGAUAAAAGGCAGACAUAAGCAGAUAUUCAACAUAGUCAAGAUGUGGUUAUGACGAGGGAUUUUCUUAGAUCUACCUGUGCCCAGGGGCUGGAGGGUGAGACAUGGAGCCGGGGGUAAGGACCGACCCACAUGCCAAUCCAAAUGAACGCUCUUACUCUGAGACACAUUUUCAUGAGAAGCCUGAAUACAUAGACCCCUACAGAUUAUACUCCAAGAUGCAACAUGCGGAGAGUGAAGACUCAUUGGAUGGCAAUAGAUCAUCUAGUCUUACACGUAACCUCAGUUAUGACUCUGUGGUCUUUGACAUACUUAGGGUGUCCCCAGAGGAUUUUGCAGCCCAGCUGACUCUGAUGGACCUUCCUAUAUUCAAGUCUAUUAAGCCAGAUGAGUUAACAAGUUGUGCUUGGACCACUAAGUUAAAAUUAGAAAAAGCACCAAAUGUAGUCGCCUUUACUCGAAGGUUUAACCAUGUAAAUUUUUGGGUCCAAAAAGAAAUACUCAGUGCUCAAAGUAUGAAGAUACGUGCAGAAACAUUAUCACAUUUUAUACGAAUAACAAAGGAGCUUUUAAAGCUACAGAAUCUCCACUCAGUUAUGGCAGUAUUAUCAGCACUUCAGAGUGCUUCAAUCUUUAGACUCACAAAGACAUGGACAAUGCUGAGUCGUAAAGAUCGUUCAACUUAUGAGAAGUUAGCUGAUUUAUUCUCGGAGGGUAAUAAUCGGCAACGAUUACGAGAUUACAUGGAAACUGUGAAACUGCCUGUGAUACCAUACCUAGGUCUAUAUCUCACUGAUAUAAUAUAUAUAGAUGUUGCCCAUCCACAUUCUGGAGGUCUAGAAAGUCGUCAGCGAUCUACUCAAAUGAAUAACAUACUCCGUGUUGUGUCAGAGUUCCAGCAGUCACUAUAUGAUGUAGAGAUGAAGGAUUACAUCCAGAAUUAUUUAAAGUCAGUACGCUAUAUAGAAGAAUUGCAGAAAUUUGUAGAAGAUGAUAAUUAUAGGUUAUCACUGAAACUUGAGCCACCUGCUGGUAGUGGCUCUAACUCCCUAAACAGGUCCAAGGAUGACCUGUCAUAUAUCCCCCAGACCCCACCCCCAAACCAAACCAAUAUUGACCAGGCUAAACAGCUCUCCACCCCUGGGGGUUCCACCUUCGUCCCCAGUCACAGGAAGACUCGCAGCUUAGGGAAUAAUUUCUUGGCAAACACUAAUCCAUAUGAUCGAACAUCUAGUCUCCCACAGGGCCAUACACAGACCCAGCGCCAUCUAUUAGAUGACAGUGUACUAGAGGAGUCACCAUGUGCAUCAAGUGGUGAAUCUAUUGGUGCUACAUCUGGUGAUGGCGUUCUGGAGCAAGAGAUUCCCAUAGAGAAAACCAGCUCUUGUACAUUUUGGCCUGCAAAGAACCGAGAAGAUAACGACUUCUACGAGGCAUCUUAUUCCUGUGAGGGUUGCCUUAAGAGGAAGACAUUGCUCAAAUAUGGUAAAAAGCCAUCAGUGUCGUCCUGGACACGUUAUUGGUUAGCACUGUGGGGAACGUCACUACUGUAUUAUCCUGCUAAGACACUAAAAGGAGUUGAACGCACAGAUUUCAAGACCAACCCCAGCAAGAUGACUAGUAUUGUAGGGUGGAUGGUUGUCAUGGGAGACAACCCCAUGCAACCUGAUGCAUUCACUAUAACAGACUCUAACAAAGGCAAUGUAUACAAACUAAGGGCAGGUACACAAGCCAAGGCCCUGGAGUGGGUGAAACAUUUAACAGCUGCUACUAAGGCCGAUGAGUUCAAGCCACCUGGGAACUUGAUAUCAUUUGAAGAGAGCUAGCAUACAGGGUGACACAAAAUACCGUAGUGAAGAAAUACAAACUGCCAUCAUUAAUAAGUGCUCCAUAAUUGAACUCAUAAAUACAGGGUGUCUACAGAUACAACCCAAAGCCUUAGCGUAUAAGCUAAAUACAGGGUGAUUUCGAUACAAGCCCCUGUCUGCCCAUACAAGCCAAAACUCUAAACAAUUAGCCCUAUAAACUGUUUUGGUUACAUACAAGGUGUCUCAAGAUACAAGCUCCUCGAUGUCUUCAAAGAUAACUAGCAAAAUACAGGGUGAGCCAAAGACAAGCUUUCAGACAGUGACCUAGUGUAUUAAUUAAAUAUAGGCUGUCAGAUAAUGUCAUGUGAGAUACAGCCCAAUCCCAAUGUAUUAACAAUAAACUCUGAUAUAAUAUAUUCACUUUGGGAGGAAAGCCAAUAUGUACAGUGUGUCAAACAAAUUGCCAUGAAAGAAGUGCCCAAUGAUAAAUCCUAAAUAUUUGCAUUUAGGCUCCAUAUGAAUUGCUUUAUAUUGGAAUCAUGCCAGAUGUUUAAUCUUGGCUGUUAGCUUUAAGAAAGAUUUCUUGGUUUAAAAUGUAAAAUAAAGAGGAAAAGACUAGAAUCAACAAGCAAUGGGGUACACAAGUGUAAAGUCAAUGUACUCCAAAUUGUAUGAGAAAAUAGGACAUUUAUGUGAAGUUUAUUAGAAGAGAGUUUAAUACAUAACUUACACCCCAGUCACAUUUCCCACGGCCGCCGUGCGGUCUAUCAUUUCUGCGGCCAGUAGCUUUUCUACGCUCGCCGUAGAAUUUCUGCGCUCU